CGGCCGCAGUGCGCAUGCGCGCCACAGCAUGUUUGGCGCGCCGCCGCAGUGUGUGCGUGCAGGCGCAAAGCGCGGCCUUUGGCUCCGUGCUCGUCCUCGUCUUCAUCACCAUCACCAACAAAAACAACAACAUCCACCACCAAAACAGAGCCGGGUACGGUCGAGGUCCCGCUCCCGCAGCGCGGACGCUCCCCCCCACUCUCCCUCUCCGUGUCACGAUGACAGAAACGGUCAAGUACGUGGACGACGAACACAGGAGCAUCUUCCUGAAGCUGCUGAACGAGCAGCGCUUGGAGGGCGACCACUGCGACAUCGCCGUGGUGGUGGAGGACGUCAAGUUUCGAGCUCAUCGCUGUGUGCUAGCCGCUUGCUCCAACUACUUCAAAAAGCUCUUCAAGAAACACGAGGUGGACAACUCAUCCGUGAUCGAGAUCGACUUCAUCCGCUCAGACAUCUUCGAGGAGGUGCUGAAUUAUAUGUACACGGCAAGGAUCUCCAUCAGGAAGAGAGAUAUCAACCUCAUGAUGUCGUCGGGACAGAUCCUCGGCAUCCGCUUCCUCGACAAGCUCUGCUCCCAAAAACGAGACCUGUCAGCGGAAGAGAAAGAGAAGUUCCCGUAUGACAUUGUGAAGAUGGCGCUGCCUCCCGAAGCUCAGCUGGCUGCUGACGCUGCGGAUCUCGAUGAGCACGAUGACACGCCCACAGCCGAUGACCUCGUUGAAGCGUCGGCCAAUCAGGAGAUGGAUAAGUCUCCAAGUGCAGCGCUCCACGUCCAAGAAGCCAUCCUGAAAGAGCUGGCAAACGAAGACGUUCACAAGGUGUCCUGCUACGACCAGGAUGUGGUUACAGAGAUGGACGGAGAGGCCAAGGAGCUGGGAACAGAGCACCACGCCACGCAGACGCUGGCCUUCGCAGACAGUAUAGGCGAGGUGAAGGACGAGCAGGCGCCCAGCUGGUCCCAGGCCACCACCGACAUGAAGUUUGAAUACCUGCUGUAUGGACACAGAGAGCAUCUCGCCUGCCAGGUGUGUGGGAAGACCUUCCUUGACGAGAGCAGACUCAGGAAACAUGAGAAGCUCCACUCAGCGGAGCGUCCGUUCACCUGUGAGAUCUGCACCAAAGCUUUCACCACUCACGCUCACCUGAAAGAACACCUGAAGAUCCACACGGGCUUCAAACCGUACAGAUGUGACGUGUGUGGAAAGUCGUUUAUCCGAGCCCCGGACCUGAAGAAGCACGAGAGAGUUCACAGCAACGAAAGACCUUUCGCCUGCCAGAUGUGUGAAAAGGCAUUCAAACACAAGUCUCACCUGAAGGACCACGAGAGGAGACACCGAGGGGAAAAACCGUUCGUCUGUCCAUCCUGCACCAAGGCCUUUGCCAAGGCGUCGGAUCUGAAGCGUCACGAGAACAACAUGCACAACGAGAGGAAGCAGCUGAAUCCUCUCCAGAGCGACACAGAGACUCUGCAGGCGGCUGCCAUGGCAGCAGAGGAGCAGCAGCUGGACAGCAUGAGCUGCUCCUAAUGCCUGGACCACAUCUGGACAGCAGCUCCUCGCAUCCACCUCUGGAUCUCAUCACCCAUUUUCAUCCAAACUUUUAAUCAAGUUGCGCUUGUCAAGAUUUUUUUCAAGUUUUUUCGAUUUUUUUCGAGUCGAGUGCAAAGAAACUUGCCGCUCACGUGCAGCAGUGACCUCAUCAUUUAGGUGGUAAACGUGUUACAUGUGACUGUGCCCCCGCCGGGGCUUCAUGUAUGACUUGUAAACUGUUGUAAAGACGAGGAAGUGAACUCCGCUGAGGGAACGUGGGGACUCUGGAGCUGCCACGUCGUCGUAUAUGAAACGGUUCUGCUCAGUUUCAUGAGCGGAGCUGCCAUGUUGUAAAGCACACGUCUGUUUGGCUUCACUGUUGCAUCAUGACUGAACCGCCGGAGCCACAACGGACACACAGACUGCAGCUACUGUUGCCUCUAAUAAUAAAAUAAACCUUUUUAAAACAUCUUUUCAAA
This is a messenger RNA of Cololabis saira (Pacific saury), 2008 nucleotides long. It is a transcript of the gene zbtb14, whose product is annotated as zinc finger and BTB domain containing 14. Gene Ontology annotation, biological process: regulation of transcription by RNA polymerase II. Lineage: Eukaryota; Metazoa; Chordata; Actinopteri; Beloniformes; Belonidae. The coding region runs from base 15 to 1526 and encodes 503 amino acids. Gene Ontology annotation, molecular function: RNA polymerase II cis-regulatory region sequence-specific DNA binding; protein binding; DNA-binding transcription factor activity, RNA polymerase II-specific. The record is from RefSeq and is a predicted model, not a curated record. Gene Ontology annotation, cellular component: nucleus. The transcript has 10 exons.